AUGAACUUACAUCCUCAAAAUCUGCUAGGAAGUUUACUAGAAUCCGCUGUUUCAACUCGUUGUUCAAUCCUUGGUCGUGCUGUUCAUGCACAUAUCAUCAGAACACAUGACACCACUCUCCCAUCUUUCCUCUCCAACCACCUCGUCAACAUGUACUCCAAACUCGACCUUCUCAACUCAGCUCAACACGUUCUCUCACUCACUCACCUCCCCACCGUUGUUACUUGGACCUCUCUCAUCUCUGGUUGCGUUUAUAACCGUCGUUUCCUCGCCGCUAUUCUCCAUUUCACCAACAUGCGUCGUGAUUCUGUUUAUCCUAACGACUUCACGUAUCCUUGUGUUUUCAAAGCUUCAGCUUCGCUGAACAUGCCCAUGACUGGUAAACAAGUUCACGCUCUUGCUUUUAAAGGUGGACAGAUAUAUGAUGUGUUUGUUGGGUGCAGUGCUUUUGAUAUGUAUAGUAAAACUGGUCUUCGUGUUGAUGCUUGCAACAUGUUCGAUGAAAUGCCUCACAGAAAUUUGGCUACGUGGAAUGCUUAUAUUUCUAAUGCGGUUCAAGAUGGGCGGUCUACGGAUGCGAUUGCGGCGUUCAAGGAGUUUCUUUGUGUGCAUGGAGAGCCGAAUUCGAUUACGUUUUGUGCGUUUUUGAAUGCGUGUGUUGACAUGUUGAGGUUGAAUCUCGGACGGCAGUUACAUUCGUUUAUAGUUAGGUGUGGAUACAAAGAGGAUGUUUCUGUUUCUAAUGGGCUUAUUGAUUUUUAUGGAAAAUGUGGGGAUGUUGUAUCUUCUGAAAUGGUUUUUAGUAGAAUUGGAAGGAGGAAGAAUGUUGUUUCGUGGUGCUCUAUGCUUGCUGCUCUUGUGCAAAACCAUGAGGAAGAGAGGGCUUGUAUGGUUUUCCUUCAGGCAAGGAAAGAAGUUGAGCCGACGGAUUUCAUGAUAUCGAGUGUGCUCAGUGCUUGUGCUGAACUUGGAGGACUUGAAUUGGGUAGGUCAGUUCAUGCUCUUGCUGUCAAGGCAUGUGUCGAAGAGAAUAUAUUUGUUGGAAGUGCACUUGUUGACUUGUAUGGAAAAUGUGGAAGUCUAGAGAAUGCUGAGCAAGUUUUCAGUGAAAUGCCUGAAAGGAACCUAGUCACGUGGAACGCAAUGAUAGGUGGAUAUGCACAUCAAGGUGACGUUGACAUGGCUUUGCGUCUAUUUGAGGAGAUGACAUUGGGUGGCCGUGGUAUUGCACCAAGUUAUGUGACUCUUGUUUCUGUACUAUCAGCAUGUAGUAGAGCUGGGGCAGUAAAGAGAGGCAUGAAGAUAUUUAAAUCAAUGAGAUUGAACUAUGGGAUUGAACCAGGUGCCGAGCAUUAUGCUUGUGUUGUGGACCUUCUAGGGAGAUCUGGUUUGGUGGACCAUGCGUAUGAAUUUAUUCAAAAUAUGCCAAUUCAGCCCACUAUUUCAAUUUGGGGAGCUUUACUCGGGGCUUGUAGGAUGCACGGGAAAACGAAAUUGGGAAAAAUCGCAGCUGAAAAAUUAUUCGAGCUCGAUCAUGUUGACUCUGGCAACCAUGUAGUUCUUUCUAAUAUGCUUGCAUCUGCUGGCAGAUGGGAAGAAGCCACUGUUGUCAGGAAGGAAAUGAAAGACAUUGGUAUUAAGAAGAAUGUUGGCUAUAGUUGGAUUGCUGUAAAGAACAGAACCCAUGUUUUCCAAGCAAAAGAUAGUUCUCAUGAAAGGAACUAUGAAAUUCAGGCUAUGCUAGGUAAGCUCAGAGGGGAAAUGAAGGAGGCUGGGUAUGUUCCUGAUGCCAAUCUAUCACUCUUUGAUUUAGAAGAUGAAGAAAAAGCUUCAGAAGUUUGGUACCACAGUGAAAAAAUUGCUCUUGCUUUUGGUCUCAUAGCUCUCCCUCAAGGAGUGCCUAUAAGGAUCACGAAAAAUCUUAGGAUUUGUGGAGAUUGUCAUAGUGCCAUUAAGUUCAUCUCCAGAAUUGUUGGAAGAGAAAUUAUUGUGAGAGAUAAUCAUCGUUUUCAUCGAUUUAAGAAUGGUUGUUGCUCUUGUAAAGACUAUUGGUAA
Molecule: messenger RNA, 2055 nt
Organism: Lathyrus sativus (Indian pea)
Lineage: Eukaryota; Viridiplantae; Streptophyta; Magnoliopsida; Fabales; Fabaceae
Source: the annotation of a GenBank genome assembly